CAACUCGUCACUAUGGUCGAAUCAGUAUCUGGACAGAUUCCUAUCGUCAGGCCAUAUCGUUCCCACGCGAUUCCCGCUUGUGACUAUUGCAAGAAGCGAAAGAUUAGGUGCGAUAUUGACCUGCCUGGGCAACCAUGCCGCUUUUGUCGAACGCGACAAGAAACAUGUAGUUACACACAGCAGGAGAAGAUGACGGGCGAGGCCUCAUCAGCAGGAGGCAUAGAGCAAAAUACAGACCACCGAAGAGGCGACGGCAGAGCCAUGUACCGAAUGAUCGAGGCAUGGCGACCCCUCCAGCUAGUGGGCAUGGAGAAGACAUAUCUAUAUUGCAACAAUACCUUAGCUCCCAUACGGCCGAAGCAUACGGCCGAAGGCAACCCUGCAGCAAAGCUGUAUAAUACGAUUUCGAACGCACCGGGGAACCCAAUCGUCUAUCUUACGGUUCCGAGAAGACGUAAGGGGUUGAAUACUGCAGUUGACCCAGGACGAACGCAGAGAGACAUUAUCGAGCAGAUUUUGAGCCCAUUCGCGGCUGAAGUGCGGCGUCUAUACUUCGAUCGUCUACAUCCAUGCUUUCCGAUUUUAGACGAGAAGACCUUCUCGGAUAUGUGGCAAAAAGAUAAUGGGCGCAUCUCUUCAACUCUGCUGUGCGAUCUGUAUGCUUCCGCUUUGUCGUUCUGGAAGUGUUCCGAAUUACUUCAGAACUAUCCAAGACCAGACAUGCAUUUCACCUGGAACCAGGCAGUGGCUGCCCUACAAGAUGACUUCAUGGCGCCAACAAUAUCAACGGUUCAUGCCGCUCUGUUAGACAUGGUGGGGCUGCAUAGAGAUCCAACACUCUGGAAGGCAACGGCACAUGAGAAGAGCGUGCGUAUAAGACUCUGGUGGGGCGUUUUGAUCCACGACUAUUGGUCUAGUAUUGGUCAUGGCAUUCCGCCGACCACCGACCCACGAUACUACGACGUUCCGAUUCCCACUUCUGAUAUGCUUGCUAUGUCAUUAGCUUCGGAGACUCAAAGGAGGGCAACUACAUCUUUUAUCAACCUUUGUAAGCUUAGUCAAAUUUUGGGCGAUAUUCUCCCCUUCGUUUACUCGCUACAGUUGGACGUAGAGGAAGUAUCGAGAAGCUUGAGAAAGACUGAGUGCGUUCUGGACGACUGGGCUAUUGCGCUUCCUGAAUAUCUACGGCCUUACUCCUCGCUUAGUUGCACAGUCAAUGGUGCCAGCAACCUUUGGUUUUCUUACCUGUCCGUCAAGGUUCUCAUUUGCCGCCUGGCUUUCAAAACGACGCUUAAAAACUCAAAGCCUUCAAUAUCUGAAGCUCGUCAGUACCGGCUUGCUCUACUUCGGGACGCUUCUUGCGACGUAGUAGAUUUGUCACCUCUCUGA
This is a messenger RNA of Cucurbitaria berberidis CBS 394.84, 1389 nucleotides long. RefSeq lists its product as uncharacterized. Gene Ontology annotation, molecular function: DNA-binding transcription factor activity, RNA polymerase II-specific; zinc ion binding; DNA binding. The record is from RefSeq and is a predicted model, not a curated record. Bases 13 to 1389 code for a protein of 458 amino acids. Gene Ontology annotation, biological process: DNA-templated transcription. Lineage: Eukaryota; Fungi; Ascomycota; Dothideomycetes; Pleosporales; Cucurbitariaceae. Gene Ontology annotation, cellular component: nucleus. The transcript is spliced from 4 exons.